UUCUCUGCUUUGUUCAAGGAGGAGAAACCACCGUCCCCCACUGACAGAGUCUCGGAAAGAGAGGAGAAAAUUAACUCUCCAAGAAAAGGGCGGACCUCACCUCAAACUCUGGUAAUGGCUACUCUUAAGACUAAACAGUGUCUAAACUUCGUAACUCGAUUCAUCAACUCUCGAACUCCACCUUUUCAUUACAAAAAUACCCGCACUCUCCAAACCCUAGCUUUCGAAGAAAUCCAAUCUUCACCCAACAAACCUGACGCUCCUACAGCUUUCAUUCUCCACGGGCUCUUAGGUUCUGGUCGCAACUGGCGUUCUUUCUCUCGCAAUCUCGCUUCCUCUCUUUCUGAGUGGAGGAUGGUGCUUGUGGAUAUGAGGAACCAUGGCAAAUCUGUUGAUAUAGAGGGAUUAGACCCACCUCAUAAUAUGUUUAAUGCGGCUAUGGAUGUGGCUAAUUUGGUGAAAGAGAAAGGUUGGGAAUGGCCUGAUGUUGUUAUUGGUCAUUCUAUGGGAGGCAAAGUUGCUUUGCAAUUUGCUGAGAGCUGCACUCGUGGUGAUUAUGGUCAUUCUGUUUCUUUUCCUAAACAGCUGUGGGUACUGGAUUCUGUGCCUGUAGAAGUAAGUCCUGAAUAUAGUGAUGGAGAAGUUGAAAAAGUUUUGAGGACCUUGCAUAGUUUACCCUCACCAAUCCCAUCACGAAGCUGGCUUGUGAACCACAUGAUUCAACUUGGUUUCUCAAAAUCAUUAUCAGAAUGGAUUGGAAGCAACCUCAAGAAAUCUGGAGAGCAAGAGAGUUGGGCCUUUGAUCUCAAAGGUGCUAUCCAGAUGUUCAACUCUUACAGGGAGACUUCAUAUUGGUCUCUACUGGAACAUCCACCAAAAGGAAUGGAGAUAGGGCUAGUAGUUGCAGAGAAGAGUGACCGCUGGGAUCCAGAUUUAAUUCAGCGACUUGAAAGCCUUUCUAGCCAGACCGGGGAUGAAUCUGAGGGGAAGUUCUCGCUUCAUGUUCUUCCAAAUUCAGGGCACUGGGUUCAUGUGGACAAUCCAAAGGGACUUCUUGAGAUUGUGACUCCCAGGAUGGCUUCCCUUUCGACAUAAUCGUAUGGAUUUUAGGUUGUGAUUUGUAAGUCAGAUUUGCUACAAAAGUAUGAUCAAAUUACCAGUAUUCCAGAUCAUUUGGAUAGUACUGAUUUUUUCCACUGUGAUGCAACAGGUUGAUUUUUUCUAGUCAUGCUUGAACAAUAUGAAUAAUUGAUCUUUUCUUCGCAAGUACAUGUUUUGGAAUGGUUAAGUGCCUAAUAAAAAACAACCAUAACGGAAGGCAAAUUCCCUGUAAUAUUUGCUUCCAAUUUUUCA
This is a messenger RNA of Populus nigra (black poplar), 1353 nucleotides long. RefSeq lists its product as uncharacterized. NCBI's taxonomy places the organism in Eukaryota, Viridiplantae, Streptophyta, Magnoliopsida, Malpighiales, Salicaceae. Bases 115 to 1095 code for a protein of 326 amino acids. The transcript is spliced from 5 exons. The record is from RefSeq and is a predicted model, not a curated record.